CUGUAUUUUUAAACUUGAUUUUCUUUUACUUUUUUUUUAGUUGUUUGAAUUUACAGAUUCAGUCAAAAUGGAAAGUCCUUUCUAUUAUGUAAGUGAAACAGAAGAAGUUAUUCCAAAGAAAGAGUGUUGGAAUGGGAAAAAAACUGCCACACAAGUAGCAAUUGAUGCUGAGGCUACCGAAUGUUUUUUGGGUUUAUUAAAAGAUAAAUGGGCAAUGUUAAGCGAUUCGAAGACAGGCAAACGGCAACUUUGGCACUGCAUAGCCACUGAACUAGAAGAAGCUGGAUUUUCUAUUCGUGGCAGUGAUAAAAUUCAAAUGUGCAAGACCAAAUGGGAAAAUCUACGCAAAGUAUAUAGAGGCUACAUUUCUAAAAAUAUUGAUUUAUAAAAAUGUCAGAUUCACUUUCUUCACUGGAUGAUUGGAUUUCAUUGUAAAUAUGUUGCGACAGAAGAAGACAUAAUGUUCUUUUAUCUGCCAUAUUACCUAAAUUUAUAUAAAUGUUGUUAUACAUAGUCACUUCAAUCAAUAAUAAAAUACUUACAA
Molecule: messenger RNA, 544 nt
Organism: Daphnia carinata
Lineage: Eukaryota; Metazoa; Arthropoda; Branchiopoda; Diplostraca; Daphniidae
Exons: 2
Coding region: 68-388 (106 amino acids)
Source: RefSeq, a predicted model, not a curated record